This is a messenger RNA of Caenorhabditis elegans, 639 nucleotides long. It is a transcript of the gene arf-6, whose product is annotated as ADP-ribosylation factor 6. Gene Ontology annotation, cellular component: membrane; cytoplasm. Lineage: Eukaryota; Metazoa; Nematoda; Chromadorea; Rhabditida; Rhabditidae. The record is from RefSeq and is marked reviewed. Gene Ontology annotation, molecular function: GTPase activity; GTP binding.
AUCGAAAAAUGGGUAAAUUCCUGUCGAAAAUCUUUGGCAAAAAGGAGCUCCGGAUAUUAAUGCUCGGACUCGAUGCGGCGGGUAAAACCACAAUUCUGUACAAACUGAAGCUCGGGCAAUCAGUGACCACAAUUCCGACGGUGGGCUUCAAUGUGGAGACUGUCACGUAUAAAAAUAUCAAAUUCAACGUUUGGGACGUCGGCGGACAGGACAAAAUUCGACCCCUCUGGCGACAUUAUUACACAGGAACUCAGGCGCUCAUUUUUGUGAUGGACGCCGCUGAUAGAGACAGAGUCGACGAGGCGCGAAUGGAGCUUCACCGAAUAAUUAAUGAUCGGGAAAUGAAGGAGGCGAUUAUUUUGGUUUUUGCCAAUAAACAGGAUCUUGCCGAUGCGAUGAAACCACACGAAAUUCAGGAUAAAUUGGGAUUGACGAGGAUUCGAGACAGGAAUUGGUACGUCCAACCAUCAUGUGCUUCAACCGGAGACGGCCUACACGAAGGCCUGACGUGGCUAAGCCAGAAUUGCAAGCCGUAAAACACAUUAUCUGAAGAAUUUGGAAUAAAAAAUUCGCGUCUUGCCAAAUAUUAACAGUAUUUUUUUCACUUUUUAUCUGCAAUUUUUUCUGUUUUAAAUUUUU